Echinostoma caproni is the source of this 939-nucleotide messenger RNA. The record is from the annotation of a GenBank genome assembly. Lineage: Eukaryota; Metazoa; Platyhelminthes; Trematoda; Plagiorchiida; Echinostomatidae.
AUGGCCUUGUGGCUUCGUUUACCCAUUCUUUUUAAAUACCAGGGCUGUCCGGCACGGGGAGUGUAUCGUCGGGCUUAUUGCGGAGUGGUGAUGAAAUUCCGAAGUGCUGACUCGAACCAUGUGCUUACCUCAAACCUGCCAGCUAAUACGAAUGAUAUUUUUAACGUUCGAUCCCCGGAUACUUUGAUCUCUAAUGAAGUCGAACUGGUUACACAGCUGGGCAGAAUGAUUGCCGACGGAUAUGAUAAACUUCAGGUAAUAUCCGAUUUUGACCAUACCAUCUCCAUGUAUCGCGACGGUGAGAUAAGAAUGCUCACUACACACGAAGCAAUUGAAAAACAUCCGGAUAUCGAACAAUCAACGAUAGAUAAGCUACGUGACUUACGCGCGCAUUUUUUACCGCUGGAAACCAACUAUACCCUAAGCCCUGUUGUGCGACGUGCCAAUCUGGAGCGGUGGUGGAAUAUGUCACACGAACUCUUGCUGUCUGAGCCAAUCACCAGAAAAAUGAUCACCGAGAUUGAGUCAGUUGCACCGAUCGCUUUGCGAAAAGACUUCGUGAAAUUUACGAACUAUCUGCAAGAGGUUCAAGUCCCGCUGACUAUAUUUUCUGCGGGAUUGGGUGAUGUGAUCCAGCAAAUGUUGCACAAUGCCAGCAUCAAACUGGACUCAAUCAACGUGGUGGCGAAUUUCAUCGAGUUUGACAAGAAUAACAAAACCCUAUCCACUGUGCUUGAGUUAGGUGCGUUCCAGUCAAUGCGGAGCACCAGUCUGACUCGGCCGAACGUGAUCUUGUUGGGUGAUUCCGCGCACGAUAUUGACAUGAUCAAAGGACAUCAGUUCAAUUCAGUUUUGAAGAUUGGUUAUUUGAAUCAGCCGGUAAGUGCUAUCCUCAUGGUUUGUACAUAUAUAUAUAUAUAUAUAUAUAUAUAUAUAUAA